GCAGGGCAGGACCGCAGAGCUGUCAGGCACCGGCAGGCACCGGCAGGCACCGGCACGGACGACGGCAGUCGCGGAGGCUGGCAAGGCAAGGCAAGGCGCCUGAAUGUAGGCACUCUCUCUGCGGUGCUGCCAUUGUGGCGGCGUCCACUGCGACAGCUGCAACCUGCAACGUGGCGUUGAAGCGAGGCAGCCCGGCCAAGUCAGUGCCUCCCGUCAUCCCAAUCCCAAUCCCCACACCACCAAGUCUGCCGCUGAACCGGUCCACCAUCGGCGAGGUGAGCCUGCGACGCGCCCACUUGACGAGCAGGACGGUGACAGUGCGACAUUGCCCUACUCCAACGCGCCGCUAUGGCCUCUGUGGUCCAGACAGUGUUGGGGCCAGUGGACGCUGGCAAGCUUGGACGAACUCUCACGCAUGAGCAUUUGUCAUUGAACUUCGAUGAAUUCUACAUACCGCCCCCGCCCACUUUGAAGCCGUUCAUAGAAAAAAGCCUGUGUCUUGAGAACAUUGGUUUGGUCAAGCAGUACCCGUAUGGAAGCCGAGAGAAUCUUGCUUUCUAUGGAAAUGAAGUUGAUGCUGCAGUAUUAUUUGAUAUUGAGCUCUUUAAAUCUGCUGGAGGUGGGACCAUUGUGGAAAAUACAAGCCAUGGAAUUCAACGAAAGAUUAAACUCAUGGAAACCGUUAGCCGUCAAACAGGAGUGAAUAUUCUGGCUGGAUGUGGAUACUAUGUUGAGAACCUUCAGCCUGAGAGUGUCCGCUGCAUGAGAGAAGAAGAGUUAUACAACUCUAUCAUAACAGAGAUGACAGUAGGGUGUAUCGACUACCCCAGUGUUAAAUGUGGAUUUAUUGGAGAGGUGGGCAGCGUAUGGCCAAUUACAGACUUUGAGAAACGGGCCAUUCGAGCUACAGCCCAAGCACAAAACACUCUUGGAUGCGCUGUUACUUUUCAUCCAGGCCGGCAUAACAAGGCUCCAUUUGAAAUCAUGCGCCUCUAUUUGGAGGCAGGAGGCAAAGCAAAUCGAGCCAUUAUGUCCCAUUUGGAUCGUACAUUUGAUGAAAAGCAGCACUUCCUUGAUUUUGCUGAGCUAGGUUGCUUUUGUCAACUGGACUUAUUUGGCACAGAAUGUUCAUGGUACCAGCUAAACCCCACCCAGGAUAUGCCAUCCGAUGCUCAGAGGGUGGAAAUAUUUUCAUGGUUGAAAGCUGAGGGAAAAAUCACUCAACUUCUUGGGUCUCAUGAUAUUCACACCCGACAUAGACUGGUGAAAUAUGGAGGACAUGGUUAUUCACAUCUUUUUACAAAUGUGGUACCAAAAAUGUUACUGAAAGGGUUCAGUCAGCAAGAUGUUGACACCAUUUCUAUUGAAAACCCAAAAGCAUGGCUAAUUGGUCACAGAGUAUGAAGCUAAAGCUAUACUGUACUCAGUAGAAUUAUUGGAACUAUGUUGAAUGCUUCAGGAGUCAUAUAUGUAACAUAGGAAGAGGAGGGUCAGGGAAAUUAAUAACAGCAUCAGUUGCCUUGAUGAUAUAGCAAUCUUUUUAUUUGUUAAGUUUGACAGUAGAAGAAUACAUAGAAAUAUAUUUUUUAGAGAGUUAGGUAAGAAAAUUUCAUUUUCAAGAACAACCUAAACUUAAAAGGGGAACAUGUAAGUAACAGUCCUUAGAAAUUUCUACAUUUAGCUCAAUUGAAGUACCUAGUUCAAGGGGUCCAUAUUAUGCUUCACAAUUUUAAAAAAUUUGGCAGACGUGUAAGAAUACAUAGAUAAGGCUUAAGUGUUUGGCUUCUGGACGAGGAUUGGUCCCGACAGUCUCAAUUUGCAUGCACUGUGCAAACCAAAAACUCUACCACUCCUUAACUCAAUAAGAGAAUAAAAGACAAAUGUUGAAACGCA
This is a messenger RNA of Thrips palmi, 1893 nucleotides long. Its product is annotated as phosphotriesterase-related protein. Lineage: Eukaryota; Metazoa; Arthropoda; Insecta; Thysanoptera; Thripidae. The record is from RefSeq and is a predicted model, not a curated record. The transcript is spliced from 7 exons. Gene Ontology annotation, molecular function: hydrolase activity, acting on ester bonds; zinc ion binding. Gene Ontology annotation, biological process: catabolic process. Bases 349 to 1404 code for a protein of 351 amino acids.